AUGGCCAAAUACAUCCCUCCCGCCCUCCGUCAGAAGCUCGCUGAGUAUCCAGGACCAGAAAUGAUGGAGCGUACUUACCGCCAAGCUGAGAUCCAUAUGCAUUUCGGCUAUACGGCGGAUGGCGAGCCCGAAGCCCUUCUCAUUCACGAAGCUGAAGCAAACGAUGCAGACGAUGAGGAAGACGGGAAAAAGACCGACAAACGGAUCCCGAGCAAAUUGAGAAACCGCGGAACGCUCAACGCAUCAAAGGCGGACCAAGACAAGCUCGCGUACAUUAUCCUUUUCAGAGGCGCAAACCCUUUCUGGACCUCCAAGAACGAAAUCUUCUGCAAGUCAAACCUCGAUCUCCUUCCCGACCCAGCUUCGCUCUGCGGAGAGCCAAACACCAGCGACGGAACCUACGCGACUUCGUACCCUGUGUUCAUCCAGACAAAGAUAUCUGGCCAGGUUGGUGGGCAUCUCAAGUUCGCCGGCUACUAUGGGAUCCAGUCGAUUCAAUACCUUGCACCACGCUCAAAGGAGGUGGCUGAACUGUUGGAGGUGAAAUUUGCAAACAGAGACCGUGAUCGAGAUAAGUGGAUGUCAAGCUUUAAUGCUCGGUGGGCGGUUGUUACUCUGGGCUUAGAUAAGAGUGGUAAAGAACCGCCCGCGAUCAAGACGGUCAAGCGCAGCGUGAAUGAGAUUUUGACGGCAUUGAGGUCCAAGGACACAGAUCGGGAUUCGCUGGAGGAACCGCGAUACACCCAAGCCCCUCCAUCGUAUCAGGAAGCUCCGGAUCCCAUGAUGGGCGUUCCACGAGAUGAGGAUGAUAACGUCCCUGAUGACUUCAAGUUUGGCGGCUCGGUGGCAGAGGCGACUCUCCCUAUUCGAAUGCAGUUUAUUCGCAAGGUCUACUCUAUCCUUACUGUUCAACUUCUCGUCACCGCCGCCCUUAGCGGAGUAUCCUUUUUCAACAAUUCCUAUCGCCGAUGGGUACAAGCGAAUUCCUGGAUGAUGUUCGUCUCCGUGAUCGGUGCACUUGUAUUCAUGCUCCUUACCUACUGGAAACGCAAGAGUUACCCCAGCAAUCUCCUUUUCCUGAGCGCGUUUACCCUUCUCGAGGGCUAUGCGAUCAGCGUGGUCACCUCGUUCUACGACUCGGCCAUAGUUAUGCAAGCGCUUGUCCUCACCUUGGGCAUCUUCCUAGCUUUGACGCUUUUCGCCUGCCAGACCAAAUAUGACUUCACGAGCUGGAUUCCAUACCUAUUUGGCGCACUCUGGUUCUUGGUCCUGUUUGGAUUCAUGUCCAUGUUCUUCCAGAUGGGCAGCAAGAUGGAAUUGGUUUAUGGUGCGAUCGGGGCGCUGAUCUUCAGUGGAUAUAUCCUUGUCGAUACGCAAUUGGUUAUGCGCCAUCACCAUGUUGAGGAGGAGAUCGCGGCAUCCAUCUCACUCUACUUGGAUGUCAUCAACUUGUUCUUGGCCAUCCUGAGAAUACUAAACAGCCAGAGCAACAACUAA
Messenger RNA from Uncinocarpus reesii 1704, 1497 nucleotides. RefSeq lists its product as uncharacterized. The record is from RefSeq and is a predicted model, not a curated record. Gene Ontology annotation, cellular component: membrane. The coding region runs from base 1 to 1497 and encodes 498 amino acids. Lineage: Eukaryota; Fungi; Ascomycota; Eurotiomycetes; Onygenales; Onygenaceae. The transcript is spliced from 4 exons.